GGCAACUUCUGGAUUUAGACGCCUCUAAGAACGCGGAAAUUUGAAUUGGCCUUUUAAUUUAUAAAUUUAGAAAUGGAGGACUUUGAGAAAAUUGAAAAGAUUGGAGAAGGCACCUACGGCGUGGUUUAUAAAGGCCGCAAUCGACUCACAGGUCAAAUUGUGGCAAUGAAAAAAAUUCGCUUGGAGUCUGACGACGAAGGAGUCCCGUCAACUGCUAUCAGAGAAAUUUCUUUACUCAAAGAACUAAAACAUUCAAAUAUCGUCUGUUUGGAAGAUGUAUUAAUGGAGGAAAACCGCAUUUAUUUGAUAUUUGAAUUUUUAUCAAUGGAUCUUAAGAAAUAUAUGGACUCGCUACCUCCAGAGAAACUUAUGGAUAGCAAACUUGUGCGAAGCUAUUUGUUUCAAAUAACAGAUGCAAUUUUAUUCUGCCAUCGUCGAAGAGUCUUGCAUCGGGAUUUGAAACCUCAAAAUUUACUUAUUGACAAAAAUGGCCUAAUUAAAGUAGCGGACUUUGGGCUGGGAAGAUCUUUUGGCAUUCCAGUGCGCAUAUACACUCAUGAAAUUGUUACUCUGUGGUACAGAGCACCCGAGGUAUUACUGGGCUCUCCACGAUAUUCAUGUCCCGUCGACAUAUGGUCCAUUGGAUGCAUUUUUGCCGAAAUGGCAACGCGGAAACCCCUUUUCCAAGGAGACUCUGAAAUCGAUCAAUUAUUUAGAAUGUUCAGAAUUCUCAAAACACCAACUGAAGACAUUUGGCCAGGCGUAACGUCGCUUCCCGAUUAUAAGAAUACUUUUCCUUGCUGGUCAACAAAUCAAUUAACAAACCAGCUUAAAAAUCUCGAUGCCAAUGGUGUAAACCUUAUUCAAAAGAUGCUCAUUUAUGAUCCAGUGCAUCGUAUAUCAGCAAAAGAUAUUUUGGCUCAUCCCUACUUUGAUGGCUUUGAAGCAGAUUUAAUUUCAAGCUAACUUUCGGAAUAUUGAUUCAAAUUAAACAUUUUAUCAACCAAAAA
Molecule: messenger RNA, 1010 nt
Organism: Drosophila subobscura
Lineage: Eukaryota; Metazoa; Arthropoda; Insecta; Diptera; Drosophilidae
Gene: Cdk1
Product: cyclin-dependent kinase 1
Exons: 3
Coding region: 73-966 (297 amino acids)
Biological process (GO): G2/M transition of mitotic cell cycle; protein phosphorylation; mitotic G2 DNA damage checkpoint signaling
Cellular component (GO): nucleus
Molecular function (GO): cyclin-dependent protein serine/threonine kinase activity; ATP binding; RNA polymerase II CTD heptapeptide repeat kinase activity
Source: RefSeq, a predicted model, not a curated record